AUCCGGAUAGAAGUUCAGUAAUAGAAAUUAUCCAGUUAUUCGGAUAAUCGAUCCGAAAUUGGCCCGGUUCGGAUUGGCGUCUGCCGUUUGAGUGCGUAUAUGGUUGCGAAUCAAUGACCACUUUUUUGGUGAAGAACUUCACUGUUGGCCAACCUGUGGAUCUUGUGUAGCUCUACUUUUCAAUCUUAAUUAAUUGCGAUUGUGAAUUCAGGGAAUUGUUGGGUUUUUUUCUGCCAUUUUACCAAUCCAUCAGAUGUGUGGCUACCAACGGAAAAAAUAAGGAUUCUCACUAAAGUUUGAGCGAGCAACGACGUCGCCAUGGUGACAGACUUUGAGGAAUUCUGUGGGGGAUCUCCAUUCUGGAACGAGAGUCUCCUAUUAGACGGGUCAUACCCUCAGUUCACGGAAUGUUUCAUGACCACAGCCUUAGUGUGGGGCCCCUGUGGCCUCUUGUGGCUCGCUCUCCCAGGCUACUGGUUCUACAUCGCCAACAUGGCCGCCAGGAGCCCUAUUCCUCUGAACAAACUCAGUGUCAUCAAAACGUUGUCCAGAUUGAGCGUCGGUGCGGCAGGAUCAACUCCCCGCCUUUGUUCCUCUUCUGGUUUUUAAUGAUCGUCUGCAAUAUUGUGCCUCUGUAUACUUAUGUCGAAGAACAGGUGUACGAGUCUGACAGUCUGGAGUUCUCCAUACACUGCCUUCUGUUUGGGACACUCACCAUCCAGCUCCUGGUCUUCUCUUUCGCGGAUAAACGGGAACGUCACGGAUACCUGGAGAUGUCACAG
Molecule: messenger RNA, 782 nt
Organism: Aplysia californica (California sea hare)
Lineage: Eukaryota; Metazoa; Mollusca; Gastropoda; Aplysiida; Aplysiidae
Product: canalicular multispecific organic anion transporter 2
Source: RefSeq, a predicted model, not a curated record